This is a messenger RNA of Carassius carassius (crucian carp), 3936 nucleotides long. Its product is annotated as transient receptor potential cation channel subfamily V member 4-like. Bases 547 to 3150 code for a protein of 867 amino acids. Gene Ontology annotation, biological process: osmosensory signaling pathway; actin filament organization; calcium ion import across plasma membrane. The transcript has 17 exons. Gene Ontology annotation, molecular function: protein binding; calcium channel activity. The record is from RefSeq and is a predicted model, not a curated record. Lineage: Eukaryota; Metazoa; Chordata; Actinopteri; Cypriniformes; Cyprinidae. Gene Ontology annotation, cellular component: membrane; cilium.
UUAUUUUCUAAAGGCUUUAAAAGAAAGAAAGAAAGUUACUUUCUGCUAAUAUAACAGCUAGAAUGUCAGUAGUUUGUGAAAUAGACGUCGAAUAUUUAGUUUGUCUACAAGACUUUCUAAGUAAAAUGGCUCGAGUUCAUAAGUUAGACUGUGAAGAUUUUGUUUGGUUGCGCUUGAGACGUAAAAUGACAUUAGUCUCUUACGUCUAUGACUCUGAAUGAGUUCCACACCCCUGUGCUGAGUUAACUCUCAUUUCUACAGGUUUCCUUUCAGUAGGCGGUGGGAAAUCAAAACGCUACUUCUGCAAUCCUUCUGUCUCAUUAUCGGUAUGAAACACCCAGGAGUAACGAUGAAUCCGUUUCCAAACCUACACGGAUCCUGCCUGAAGAAUAAAUGGACGAAUCUGACCUCAUAAACGGAAUAAGAAGAAACGUCUAGCUGAUUUGUUUUUACAGGUCUGUUUGUGUCCCUGCAGACCUCCUGACACUUUACAGCUCCCCGGAGGAGUAAUUUGGCAUCGAGGGAGUGCACAUAGCAUACAAAGAAAUGACUGAACAGGGUUUGUCCCCUUCCGCUCUACUAAAGCGUUAUCGUCUGGCCACGACAGAGUCAAACUCGGUCUCCUCACCAUCUAGGACUGCUGCUGAGGACCCAUCAGAGGGUAAGGACACUUCAACAGAUGGGGAUCCCAGCUUCCCCAUGUCUUCACUGGCAGAACUUCUGGACAUUGAUGAUGGAUCACAGCCAGCCCAGGAUUCAGCUCGACCUGGACAACCGAAUGAUAACAAGCAGAACUCGCGAAUAAGGUUCCCAGGGGCCUUUAAAAAGGGAGUUCCUAACCCCAUGGACCUUCUUGAGUCCACCAAGUCUGAGUAUCCAGUGGCACCUGGGCCCAAGAAAGCACCUAUGGACUCCCUGUUUGACUACGGCUCAUGUAGGGAGAUCAACAACCAGAAAAAACGCAAGAAGAAACUUCCACGAGGGAAGGUUCAGAUUGAGAUGUCAUGCGACGAGGGAUCCCCGGACCCCCCUGUUCUUAAAGUCUUCAACCGCUUGCUGUUGUUUGAAGCCGUAUCUCGAGCAGAUAGAAAAGCUCUGGAUGGUCUCCUGCAGUAUCUUCAGUCAAAUGAAAAGAGGCUGACAGAUGAGGAGUUCAAAGAACCUUCUACGGGGAAGACUUGCCUGCCGAAAGCACUUCUGAACCUGCACAGUGGUCACAACGACACUAUCCCUGUGUUAAUGGACAUUGCCGAACAGACAGGAAACCUCAGGGAGUUCAUCAACACGCCCUUCAGAGAUGUGUAUUACAGGGGUCAGACAGCACUGCAUAUCGCCAUAGAACGACGAUGCAAACAGUACGUGGAGCUUCUGGUGGAGAAGGGGGCAGAUGUUCAUGCUCAGGCCAGGGGCCGCUUCUUUCAGCCCAGAGAGGAGGGGGGAUACUUCUACUUUGGUGAGCUUCCUCUCUCACUCUCAGCUUGUACAAACCAACCAGACAUGGUGCAUUACCUGACCGAGAAUAGCCACAAGGCAGCAGAUCUGCGGAGGCAGGACUCGAGGGGAAACACAGUCCUGCACGCCCUGGUCCGUAUCGCUGACAACACUCGGGACAACACGCGUUUCGUCACUAAGAUGUAUGACUUGCUGCUCAUUAAAUGUGCCAAACUCUACCCAGACUGCAACUUGGAGAACGUACUCAACGAUGAUGGCAUGUCCCCUCUCAUGAUGGCCGCCAAGCUGGGAAAAAUCGGGGUGUUCCAGCACAUCAUCCGCAGAGAGAUAAAAGAUGAGGAGGCUCGACAUCUCUCCCGGAAAUUUAAGGACUGGGCUUAUGGACCCGUAUACUCCAGCCUGUAUGAUCUGUCUUCACUGGAAACCUGCGGAGAGGAAGUCUCUGUUCUGGAGAUACUCGUCUACAACAGCAGGAUCGAGAAUCGCCAUGAGAUGCUGGCGGUGGAACCCAUAAAUGAGCUGCUGAGGGCCAAGUGGCAAAAGUUUGCUGCUGUGACCUUCUACAUCAGUGUGUUUUCCUACCUUGCCACCAUGAUCAUCUUCACUCUUGUGGCCUACUAUCGCCCAUCCACGGGUACACCCCCUUACCCCUACAACUCUACACAAGACAAGAUUCGUUUGGCUGGCGAGAUCAUAACCGUGGCUUCUGGAGUCUUCUUCUUCGUAAUAAAUAUUAAGGACCUUUUCCUGAAGAAGUGCCCGGGGGUGAAUUCUUUAUUUAUUGAUGGAUCUUUUCAGCUUCUCUACUUCAUCUACUCCGUGUUGGUUCUGGUGAGUGCAGCGCUGUAUCUGUCGGGGAUUGAGGCCUACGUCUCUGUGAUGGUGUUUGCUCUAGUGUUGGGUUGGAUGAACACCCUCUAUUUUACCAGAGGCCUUAAACUCACUGGAACUUACAGCAUCAUGAUUCAGAAGAUCCUCAUCAAAGAUUUGUUCCGGUUCCUGCUGGUCUAUGUGCUCUUCAUGAUCGGCUAUGCAUCAGGUUUAGUGUCACUGCUGAAAAUCUGCCCUGAAAAGAAUAUGUGUAAUGGUACCUGCCCCCAAUACCCAGAAUGUCGAGAUACAAACACCUUCAGCGAUUUCCUGUUGGACUUGUUUAAGCUGACCAUAGGCAUUGGAGAGCUGGACAGCAUGUUAAAAGGCGCACAGUAUCCCGUCGUCUUCCUCAUCCUCCUAGUCACCUACAUUAUUCUAACCUUCGUCCUGUUACUCAACAUGUUAAUUGCUUUGAUGGGGGAGACCGUGGGACAGGUGUCCAAAGAGAGCAAGCAGAUCUGGAAGCUGCAGUGGGCAACUACUAUCCUGGACAUCGAGCGGUCCUUCCCCGUGUGUCUGCGGAGGUAUUUCCGUGUUGGAGAGAUGGUUACUGUGGGCAAGGGCUUGGAUGGAACGCCAGACAAACGCUGGUGCUUCAGAGUGGACGAGGUCAAGUGGUCCCACUGGAAUCAAAAUCUGGGGAUCAUAAAGGAGGAUCCAGGCCAGAAGGACCUUUACGAGCAGACACAGGGCGGACGAGGCCUUCGAAGAGAUCGCUGGUCCACUGUCGUCCCGAGAGCAGUUGAGCUGAACAGGGGCUCCAGAGACCAUAUGGUAGAGAUGGAGCCUCUCACAAGCAGAAACAGAUACAAGUCUGAGAGCUAAAGCUGAACGUCAAGCCCUGGAAACUUUUAUAACUGCACAGACAGUUAUGCAUUUUAUAAACGCUGACAAUAGUUGUAGAGUAUUGGGAGAACAGCUUCAUAUGUUAUGACCUUUAAAUGUAUCUUGAUUGUGUUUUACAUGUAUAUUUAUACCCAUGAGACACUCAGGAACAUAUUUGAUGUGUAAUAUUGUAGUGUUUUUUCAUGGAGUGUGCAAUAGCUUUUAUAAACCAUUUUAAUACAAAAAAACAAAACUCCACAAGGACUUGUAUUUGAGUUUCAGCAUCUGUCUACUCUAUUGAUUCCUGCUGACAUUUUUGUGGAUUAUGUGGAAAAUGUUAUUUUAAUCAAUAAUCAUGUUAGAUUACCUCAGUGUUAAAUAAGUACAGUCCAUUUUUUUUUUUUUAAUGAAAAAUCAAAUUGUUACUUUUGUUUUAUUGCCAACCCAUAAUGGAAAGACAAAAAAUGGUGCUCUGAUUUGGCUUUUGGCUUUUUGUAAUAAAGGUCAUGUAAAAAACAGAUGUGGCACCCACACCAGGAGUGUGCACAACGCCAGACAGCAGCAGUUUGCUAUUUUCACCUCAGUAUGCUAGCAAUAGUGUGACACUGAACUUAAUUGGUGUGAUAGUGGUAAUGAUUUAAAGCGACCAGUUCAGUUUAGAGCUUUCUAAACCCAUGCCGAGAGACACAAUGGCACAUAUUGUAGGGGAACUGUUUUAUACGUUUUUAAUAUUUUUUUGUAACCAUACAAAAGGCAUUGUUUACCGUAUAUGCUGUAGUACAUUAU